AUGAUAUACAGUUCUCAUUACAGAAUCCUAACCCAAUUUUUCCUUUUAACAGAUAAAGAUAGUGUUUCUCGUGGGAAAGGUCAGGAUCUAUUUCUUAGAUCAUUCUAUGAAAGUCUGCAACUCAUCCAAGAGAAGAAACUGCAAAUGCCACCUAUACAUGCAGUAAUAGUGGGAAGUGACAUGAAUGCGCAGACCAAAUUUGAAACUGAACUGCGUAACUUUGUGGCGGAGAAGAAAAUUCAGGAUCGUGUUCACUUUGUUAACAAAACUCUGAACGUAGCUCCAUAUCUGGCAUCUAUUGAUGUACUUGUUCAAAAUUCUCAGGCACGGGGAGAGUGCUUUGGGAGGAUUACUAUUGAAGCUAUGGCUUUUCAGCUGCCUGUAUUGGGGACUGCAGCUGGAGGUACUAUGGAGAUUGUUGUAAAUGGAACCACUGGGAGGCUGCAUCCGGCUGGAAAAGAGGGCAUAAAAACUCUUGCAAAUAACAUUGUUGAGCUAACCACAGAUGUUGAGACGAGGCUUGCAAUGGGGAAAAAGGGAUACGAAAGGGUUAAUGAAAUGUUUCUGGAACACCAUAUGUCCCACAGGAUAUCCUUGGUUUUGAAGGAUGUUUUGAAAAAGGCGAAAAGUAAAGCUUAGCUCAAAAGGGUUAUAUAUUUUCUCACAUUUCAUUUUUUUCCCUUUCAUUUCUGAGUAGAAAGGAAUGCAAAUAGAAAUCCAACUCACGUAUAACACUUCCUUUCCUUGCUUUGUACGAUAUGACUGGGAAAACUGUUUGUUAAUAGUGUAUGAAAUGUUAGCCUCUCCCAGUUUGUUGCAGUUUUUUGGGGGCGUUUCUGUCAAUUUUCUCAUUUAUUCUUU
Messenger RNA from Olea europaea var. sylvestris, 861 nucleotides. RefSeq names its product lipopolysaccharide core biosynthesis mannosyltransferase LpsB-like. The transcript has 4 exons. Gene Ontology annotation, molecular function: glycosyltransferase activity. NCBI's taxonomy places the organism in Eukaryota, Viridiplantae, Streptophyta, Magnoliopsida, Lamiales, Oleaceae. The coding region runs from base 1 to 639 and encodes 212 amino acids. The record is from RefSeq and is a predicted model, not a curated record.